AUGCAGUUGUUCCGAGAGGCGCGCGCCCGCCUCAGAAACACUCAACCCUCGAACAUGACAAGGCAUUGGCUCGUCGUCAUGACGAGAUUACAGAUAAUAUUCUUGGUGUUACUGCCGUUGUGCUCAGCCCAGUUCUCCAUCAGUGGACCAACUGACGGUAACCGACGUGCCCAGGGGCUCAAGUACAGUCAGGAGAAAGGCAUCGAGUACGAGGACCAGAGAGCGUCUCUUGGAGCUGGAGAUUUUUCGAUCCAAGGUGCUUCGGACGGGAACAGCGACUUCAAGAUCGUCGGUGCAUCGGACGGGAACGCGGAUUUCCAGAUUCACGGUGCUUCCGACGGAAAUGCCAAUUUCCACAUCCAGGGUGCGACUGACGGAAACGCCAAUUUCCAGAUUCAAGGAGCGACCGAUUCCAACGCUGAUUUCAGGAUCCAAGGACCCACUGACGCGAAUGCCCGCUAUCAGGCUCAAGCGGCAGAAGCAGGACCCCAGUCCGUCAUUCAGCGACCCUACGAGGCUGAACAGGGGCGAGGAAGGGCUCUGCAGUACCGUGAUCCGAGCGGCUUGAGCGUCAAUUGGAAGUCUUAUCACAGCGCGCCGCAACAUCCACCCCAGCAUGCCCUUCAACCCACUCACAAUGCGUUCGUGCCCCACGACGCCGUCCCCCAACAAGCUCCAGCUCCGCGGCACCGGCAGGCUCAACGUCAGCAUGCGCCUGCCGCCCAACCUGCGCAACAACCUCAAGUCCCGCCGAAUUACAGGCCCUACGAGAACGCUCCGCCCUCGAUCAAACAGUUGCUUCAAUUCCAGCAGCAAAUACCCUAUUUGAACAUCAUCCCCGAGCAGUACAGAUACGAUGCCAUCAACGCUCAGCCCGCCCCGGCGCCAGCGCCCCAGCAAGAAUACGAGCCCAGAGCGCAGAAGGCUCGUCACCAACCGAACGAGCAGAACCAGUACCGCAGCCAGUAUCGCGGCAAGUCGAGAGGUCCAUCCCGGAGCAAGCGUCAGACUCAUCAGCGCCAAGCUCACCAACAGCCGCAACGCGUUGCCCAGGCCCCCGCGGAGCCGCAGCCACACUAUUCGACGAGCGUUCCUUCCAGGAUUCAGGAGCUUCUGAAGUUCCAGUCUCAGAUUCCCUACGUCAAUCACAUCCCCGAGCAAUGGAGAUACGACGCUUUGGCCGCUGGGCAAGAACAAAAGCAGGAAAUCACCUACCAAAUUCCAAAACAAGCAGAACCGAUUCGAAGACAGCCUCAUCCGAGGGAAAAAAGGCAGGCGCCACAGCAGCAGUCCCAAAUCCGCCAGUACCGACAGCACCCGCAACAACAGCAAGCCCAGCAACAACCAGCCAGACAGCAGCCUCAGUACCAGAGAAUCUCGCAACCACCACCGGAGCCUCAACCUCAGUACUCGACCAACCUCCCGUCGCAGUUGCAACAACUUUUGAAGUUCCAGGCUCAAAUACCCUACGUCAAUAGCAUCCCCGAGAAAUUUAGGUACGAAAAUUUACUGGCAGCCCAAGGCGGCCAGCCGGGACACGCGCCCUCUAGACAAAAGCGUCAAGCUCCGUAUCAGCAACAUCAACAGCAACGACAACCGAGUCCACAAGCCCAGCAGCCCCAGUACCAGAGGAUAUCCCAACCGCCUCCGGAGCCGCAGCCACAAUACUCGAGCAGCGUUCCAGCCUCGAUACAGAAAAUCCUGCAGUUCCAAUCCCAAACUCCUUACAACAUAAUCGCCAAUCAGAUAUCUUAUCGUCUUGAUAAACCCUACGUUCCUGAACGCGUCCAAGCGCCCCAGGCUCCGCAGUACCAACAGCCUCAAGCUCCCCAGUACCGACAGCCCCAGCAGCCAGCUCCCUAUCGAGCUCAGGCUCAGCCCUCGUACCCUCAACCUCAAGGUCAGCCAUCCUAUGCUCAGCCUCCAGGAGGCUACGCCCAGGCCCAGAACAACGUGCGUCCAGUGACUGAGAAUCAGUACUGAGAACGUUCUCAGUGAUUUUACGUUGGACGUCCCUUGAUGACAUCCAACUUCAGCAUCAAGAUCCAGAGAAGGUCUGAUAUUUUGGUGACCAGGGAGGGGAGAGAUCGGAUUGAAGUACCGCGCGAAGGCCACCGGACAGCCGCUGUGACUCAGAACUUCGGAGAGCGAGGUGAACGGAAACUAAAUUCAAAGAUCACUGACCUCGCGCCAUUUCGUGCGGACCCCUCCACCAUUUUGUCCAAAUCAAUAAUUCCCAGACCGUCAUAGUGAUUCGGUUGGUACAGAGGUCGAUAUGAGCACGCAAUGUGAUAUGUAUUGAAAGAAAGUUUAUUUUUUAUACCACGUAAUACGUUUGUAAUAAAUAUAUUUCUAAAAAAACAA
Molecule: messenger RNA, 2364 nt
Organism: Venturia canescens
Lineage: Eukaryota; Metazoa; Arthropoda; Insecta; Hymenoptera; Ichneumonidae
Product: mediator of RNA polymerase II transcription subunit 15-like
Exons: 8
Coding region: 1-1983 (660 amino acids)
Source: RefSeq, a predicted model, not a curated record